Molecule: messenger RNA, 2605 nt
Organism: Heterocephalus glaber (naked mole-rat)
Lineage: Eukaryota; Metazoa; Chordata; Mammalia; Rodentia; Bathyergidae
Gene: Zfand2a
Product: zinc finger AN1-type containing 2A
Biological process (GO): protein targeting to ER; proteasome-mediated ubiquitin-dependent protein catabolic process
Cellular component (GO): cytoplasm; endoplasmic reticulum
Molecular function (GO): zinc ion binding
Source: RefSeq, a predicted model, not a curated record
CCUUUGGGACGCGCUGGGAACGCCCGGCCCGUGGUGCUUGGACUGGGUAGCUGUGGAUAAAUCACCGGGGCUGUGGGCGCGGUGGUGCUGCAUUUCUGGCGCAGCUCGCGUGUUGGCGGAGGUCUUGCUACCUUGCUCCGUGGGGCUGACCGCGGAGAAGGACACCCUUUCCAUCUUCGCGACCUUACGCUGGCUCCCACAGCUGCCCAGGUUCUUGCAGAGAGCCAGGCGAUAUUUAACUGCCACCUGUGUUGUGAACACUGUUUUCAUAAUGGAGUUUCCUGAUUUGGGGAAGCAUUGUUCAGAAAAAACUUGCAAGCAACUAGAUUUUCUUCCACUAAAAUGUGAUGCAUGUGAACAAGAUUUCUGUAAGGAUCAUUUUACCUAUGCUGGCCAUAAGUGUCCCUCUGCAUUCAAAAAGGAUGUCCAGGUCCCUGUGUGUCCACUUUGUAACGUCCCCAUCCCCAUAAAAAGGGGAGCGAUACCAGAUGUGGUGGUUGGUGAGCACAUGGACAGAGAUUGCACAAAUCAUCCUGGGAAGAAGAAGAAGGUCUUCACAUACCGGUGCUCGAAGGAGGGAUGCAAGAAGAAGGAGAUGCUGCAGCUGGCUUGUGUACAGUGUCAUGGCAACUUUUGCAUUCAGCACAGACACCCUCUGGACCAUGGCUGCAGGGCUGAGAGCUGCCCUGCCAGCAGAGCAGGGGUUCAGGCCAGAAGAGCCUCUGAGUCUAAGCUAUCAGGAUCUCUAAACUCCCUGUCUUCCAGUUGGCUGGCCCAGCGACUCAGGUGGAAAUUGAAGCGAUGAGCAGACUUUGUGCAUAAUAAGGUGUACAGCUUGUCUCUGCACUUUUCCAGCCUGCGGGUGACUGAUGGUCUAAUACUUUCUUCUCCUGGGGAGCAGUCUUUCAUUAAAACUUUUCAGCGAUUCAUACAAAUUUGAGGGGGAUAUUAAGUGAUACUCCCAAGAUAAGUCACGUCACCAUAAUGAGAUCAGGUAGCUUUAAGAGCGAAGGAUACAAAUCAGCCAGAGCAGCAGCAGUUCUGCCUGGGACUUUUAUCAGUCCAGGACCCAGUCUUCUGAAGAUUCUGUCCCUUAAACACCAGACAGCUGGGCAGAGCUCUGGGCUCUUCUCCAUGCAGCAUCUGUAUCGAGUUAGCCAUUUGAGGCCAAGGACAGGAGGAACCUCUCUUGCCUUAUUUGGGUCCAUGUCUAGGGCAGCCCUCUGGCCACUUAAGGUCCCUGAGAGAAUGUGAGUCAGUCUUGCAUCCAUUUCUGAUUCCGUGAUGCUGGGACACUCUUGAGAGAGGUGUGUGUUAGUACUGCUGCAUGCUGUUUCUACCACAGCAGCGUCUAGAACUGGCCCCUAGACAGCUCACUUGUGUCUGGCUUUGGUUUCAACUCCAAGAAGAAUUACAAGAUGGCAGCAGAUCAAGAGGAAGCCCUGUCUGGUGUUGAAAUGAUGAAAACUUCCAGAAGUGACUUAAAACUACAAAGCAGGCAGAGGGGCUGGUUUGAUGUUUUGAAAGAACAGAAAACCCAAGGAAUGGGGAGGGGCGAGGGGCAAGCUGGGGUAGGUAACCCACAGUCUCAAGGUUUGGAUGAUGAUCCUUUUCCUAUUCCUAUUACUGGCCAUGACCUCAUCAGCAAGGCCCACAUUCUAGGAACCCCGGUGACUUGCAGACACGAGCAUUAGGUUCAGGAUCAGUCAAGUCCUCUUGUUUCCCAGGGCCUUGGGAGUCAGGGCUGAGGUGAAGUAGUGCCGUACCAGCCAGUCCUGAUCCUAACCCCACAGUCUGGACACACCGUCCAGACUUCCCACUGAGAUAGUUUAUUGCACCUGGACUAGAAGUCCUAGCAAACUACCUUUUCUUCUGGUUUCAUAGCCUCUAAUUAUAAUGGGGGAGAGGGGCUCAGUUACAUUCCACACGAAGGUGGUUGAGGCUGUUUUCAUGCUGCCUUGUUUAGUGGUGCUUGCUCCAGGCUGGUCAUUCUCAGGCACUAACACCCAUCAAUCAGCAACACUGGGCUCUUUCCAGAGUGCUGGGCCCACCCCUGCCUCUCUGACGGAGGUCCGAGUGGACUCAGAUUUGCAGUUAGAUCUAGUCCCAGGUUGUGCUGCAGGUCUGGGGGCUCAUUUGGGCAGACCACAUCUGUCCAGCACAGCUCCCAUUAACCAUUCAGGCAGUGGGUGCUUGAAACACAGCCAGGACAACUAAAUCUUUAAUUUUACUUGUUUAAAACUGCUCAGUUCAGUUGUUAGAAUACUUCUAAAUAUGUUAGGAGCCUGGGUAUAUGAAUCUACCCUGGAUAUAUGAAUUUGUAAAAGUUUUUGUUUUUGGUGCUAGGGAUGGAAACCAGCCUUCCAUAUACUAAGCAUGUGUUCUACCACUGAGCUACAUCACCAGCCCUAUAAUUUAAUUUUGUGAAAUCUAAAUACAGAUCAGCCAUUUCUGAUGAAAAUGUCAUGUCCAAAUUGAGAUGUAUCCUAAAUAAAAAUCAAAACCACCAGACUUUGCAGACAAUACUAAAAAAGUAAAUAGGAUUAUUAAAAUAUUGUUUACGUGUUGAAAUGAUACUGUUUUAGAUACAAUGAGUUAAUAAAAC